AUGAUGUCGAGGGAGCAGCGCAAGAAGGCAGCGGGCGCUCUACAUGAGAAGCUGCAGAUCCUGCGCUCCAUCACUCACUCCCGCGCGCUGAGCGACGCCUCCAUAAUCAUGGACGCGUCGGAGUACAUCGAGGAGCUGAAGCAGAAGGUCGUCAGGCUCAAGCAGGAGAUGGCGUGUGAAGAAGCAGCAGGAGGAGGCGCGCUGCAGCUCAAGCACAGCUCCUCAUCCCCCUCCCCGGCGGUCACCGUGGAAACCCUAGCAGGAGCAGGAGCAGGAGCAGGGCACGGGUUCCUCAUCAACGUGUUCUCUGACAAGAGCUGCCCCGGGCUGCUUGUGUCUAUCCUGGAGGCGUUUGAUGAGCUGGGCCUCAGCGUACUCCAAGCCACGGUGUCUUGUGAGGAUACAUUCCGCCUCGAGGCUAUUGGGGGAGAGAUGCAGAACCAGGUGGAUAAUGUGGAUGAGCAUGUCGUGAAGCAAGCCGUGCUCCAGGCCAUCAGGACCUACUCGUCACAAGGCUGUCGCCAACAACAAGAGGAGCGCUACUAG
Messenger RNA from Miscanthus lutarioriparius, 546 nucleotides. Lineage: Eukaryota; Viridiplantae; Streptophyta; Magnoliopsida; Poales; Poaceae. The record is from the annotation of a GenBank genome assembly.